CCCCCGAUCUUUGUCUUCAGACCGCUGAGCCGUUCCACAUCUGGAGCAGAGUCCAGCAGGUGACAGUGCUCUCCACCAAGAUUUGAGAGAUGGCAUCUGGACAAGGACCAGGACCUCCGAGGGAGGGCUGUGAGGAGUCCCCCUCCCCUUCUGAACAGCAGGUCGCCCAGGACACAGAGGAGGUCUUUCGAAGCUACGUUUUUUACCUCCACCAACAGGAACAGGAGACCCAGGGGGCGGCUGCCCCUGUGAACCCCGAGAUGGACAACCUGCCCUCAGAACCCAACAGUGUCUUGGGCCAGGUGGGUCGGCAGCUCGCCAUCAUCGGAGAUGACAUUAACCGGCGCUACGACACGGAGUUCCAGAAUUUGCUGGAACAGCUUCAGCCCACAGCCGGGAACGCUUAUGAGCUCUUCACCAAGAUUGCCUCCAGCCUGUUUAAGAGCGGCAUCAGCUGGGGCCGUGUGGUGGCUCUCCUGGGCUUUGGUUACCGCCUGGCCCUAUACGUCUACCAGCGUGGUUUGACCGGCUUCCUGGGCCAGGUGAUUUGCUUCUUGACUGAUAUCCUACUGCGCCAUUAUAUUGCCAGAUGGAUCGCGCAGAGAGGAGGCUGGGUGGCAGCCCUCAAUUUUCGUAGAGACCCCAUCCUGACUGUAAUGACAAUUUUUGCUGUGGUUCUGUUGGGCAAAUUCGUGGUACAUAGGUUCUUCAGAUCCUGACUCCAGGGAAGCCCUCUGAGGCCUCGGCCAGGAUGCUUGCCUGGGCUUCAGCCUAAACUUCUCCCUACCCCGUGCCUGCAACAGUCCUCUCCUUCCUCCAAGAACAGACGCUUUAGCAAA
This is a messenger RNA of Acomys russatus (golden spiny mouse), 839 nucleotides long. RefSeq names its product BCL2 antagonist/killer 1 (gene Bak1). NCBI's taxonomy places the organism in Eukaryota, Metazoa, Chordata, Mammalia, Rodentia, Muridae. Gene Ontology annotation, biological process: extrinsic apoptotic signaling pathway in absence of ligand; intrinsic apoptotic signaling pathway in response to DNA damage; regulation of apoptotic process. The coding region runs from base 90 to 719 and encodes 209 amino acids. Gene Ontology annotation, cellular component: mitochondrial outer membrane. The transcript is spliced from 6 exons. The record is from RefSeq and is a predicted model, not a curated record. Gene Ontology annotation, molecular function: protein homodimerization activity; protein heterodimerization activity.